Molecule: messenger RNA, 898 nt
Organism: Volvox carteri f. nagariensis
Lineage: Eukaryota; Viridiplantae; Chlorophyta; Chlorophyceae; Chlamydomonadales; Volvocaceae
Exons: 4
Coding region: 1-486 (161 amino acids)
Molecular function (GO): RNA binding
Source: RefSeq, a predicted model, not a curated record
AUGGCAAGGGGGACACUGGGGGCGUUCAUGCUUCGGGAACUGUGGUGGAAACAGUUACCUAAUGAUAAUCUUCGGGAGAUUAACAUUUAUGCCUUGGAGUAUGUAUGCAACCAGCAACACCAGCACAGCGCUUACCUCCGUCUGCUUCGGAAUUCGGACAUGGCGCAAAAGCAAAAAGUGGUGUACGUUUCGAAUCUCCCUUACGAAGCUACGCAUGAUGCAUUAGAGGCUGCAUUUGAGAAGGAAGGCUACAGCGUGGAACAUAUCGAGCUCAUAAAAAAGGGCGCAGGAAGCAGGACGAAGGCUUGUGGAUUAGCAGCAGUCACUCUUAAAGAGGGAACAGACCGAGACGUGUGCUGCAAAAAAAUGGACGGCAAGGGAUGUUUCGGGCGACCCAUGAUCGUACGGUUGGACAAAUUCUGUGGAGACGACUUGGCAUAUUCACCAAAGGGCCCGGGCUCGCGCAAUGAGACAGGAGCGCAAUAAGGCAAGAGCGCAAUGAGAACGGUGCAUGCGCAUCAAUAUCAAUGCAUGCAGUUUCCAAACGCAAUCCAGUAUUCAGCAAGGACAGCACACGUCCAUGCAGUACGCAGAUUGGCCGCGGGGGAAAAUCCCCGCUGGGCGGGCUCCGUAGUAAUGGUGCAUACACAAACCCAGACACGCCACGUCACGCUGGUAAGCACACCGAGGAUGCACAACGAAAAAAGAAGGCACUAUCCCAGUCCCACAGGAAGCUGCGGGGUGAUGCUGCCCGUCUUGAAUGUUGGUGGCCUGGACGUCGAUGGCAUCGCAGCAACCUGUUUGCUUAAUUAAAACAGCGGGUGGUACGUGGGCUUUAAGGCAGUACUAGGUAUAGUAUUCCUGUAAGGGCCUUAUGCGGCCAGUACUGCAGUACAGU